AUGGAUAUGCCGGAUGUGACUCCAUUUCCAGAAUGGGUAUCCUGUGUUGAUAUUCCAAAUAUGAUGCAGUUCAACCAAACGAACGUUCCCGACGAAGCAUCAGUACAAGUGAAUAAACCCAUGGAACAAAUAUACAACAAUCAAGUGCUGCUACAAAAUUGCUUGCCCUUUCCCGACUGUCCUGCAUGUUGGGACACACUGCUACACAGACAAAGUAUGGAGGAAUUUGAACAACAGACUAAGGAAACUAUGAACAACCUGUAUUCCAAACGUCACCGCUCCUCGGGAAUGCCAAUAUUGACCAAUCGAAGAGAUCUGAACCGAGAAAGAGAGCGCAAAAGGCAGGCGCGUCUGAAGAGAGCGUUUAACGUGCUUCGCAGCGUAAUACCAGAUUACUUUUCCGAGAGAGAGCCCGGAGACAGGCUGUCAAGAAUCCAAACUCUAAGACUGGCAAAGAAGUACAUCGCUACAUUACAUGAAUUGUUAGAGACAUGUUAG
This is a messenger RNA of Orbicella faveolata, 498 nucleotides long. Its product is annotated as twist-related protein 2-like. Gene Ontology annotation, molecular function: RNA polymerase II transcription regulatory region sequence-specific DNA binding; protein dimerization activity; DNA-binding transcription factor activity, RNA polymerase II-specific. Gene Ontology annotation, biological process: developmental process; regulation of transcription by RNA polymerase II. The record is from RefSeq and is a predicted model, not a curated record. Lineage: Eukaryota; Metazoa; Cnidaria; Anthozoa; Scleractinia; Merulinidae.